Dicrocoelium dendriticum is the source of this 585-nucleotide messenger RNA. Lineage: Eukaryota; Metazoa; Platyhelminthes; Trematoda; Plagiorchiida; Dicrocoeliidae. The record is from the annotation of a GenBank genome assembly.
AUGGACACGAAGUAUUUCCAUCGAUCGGUCCACUUAGUACUUGGCUUUUCAUUGCAGCCGACGACAAAAUGCCAUCUGGAAUUCCUUGAGGAGGCUGUUCUAAACCGUCCUUACUACAUAGCGAGAAUAAAUUUGCUAACGCUAGUGGAACGGCAUGCAACAUGGACGCCGACAGUGGAAGCCCUGUGGCUAGCGAACAGGUUAAUUUGGCGUGGGUACAGCUGCACUUUUCCUGUACAAAUACGGCAAGAGAUAGCUACUUAUGUGCCUUCUGAAGCAGCCGCGCAAGGAGAAGACUUCGAAUUUAGGGUGACCUUCGUAAAGUCAAUACUUAGGGAAUCACAACCAACGGAGUUGUCUGAAGGGAAAUAUUGCAACAAAAUCAUGGAAUUAGCGUCCGGAUUUAUACAAGUUUGCUACAUUUUGGAGCUGCAACAACACCAUGGAAUAGCUCAUAUUUUAGUGCGCCGAACAAACGCAUCGUUCUGGGAAGUACAAUGUCAACUUAUGUUUACAUUGAAUUCACAUCACCCACACGGGUGUAGAUUCAACGUGGAAGCGAAUUCCGUACCCAAACAUUAUUAA